Molecule: messenger RNA, 789 nt
Organism: Symbiodinium sp. CCMP2456
Lineage: Eukaryota; Dinophyceae; Suessiales; Symbiodiniaceae
Source: the annotation of a GenBank genome assembly
AUGGCUCCGAAAAAGCGGCCUGCUGCUGCUGCUGCUGUGAAGGAGGAGCCGUCAACACUGCCCAAAAAGCAGAAGCAGCCUGCAAAGGCAGUCUCUCCGGUCGCGAAGUCGCCAGCAAAGCCUGCAAAGGCAGAGGUCGUAGAGCCACCCAAGCCUGCAAAGGCGACGGCUGCAAAGGCACCAAGUCCGGCACCGCCGCCGACUGGCACCGGAGCAAAGGCAAAAGAGCCUGCAAAGGCCGGGGCAGCUGGUAAGCAGCAAAGCUACCCGGCACCUUCCAAGGAAGCAUGGAAGGACAUGCGGUACCAGCUGCAAAGCCUGAGCAAGGCGGGAAAGGCUGCCCACCUCCACACGAGGUGGGCACAGCAGAAGACACAGUCCGAAAAAAGGACCAGCACGAAGGAGGUGCACAAGGAAAGCUUGCAAAAGCAGAGCGAGCUGGAAAGGCGAGUCGAAGGGUGGAUGACAGAGUGGGAGGUGGGGAAGCUCGAAGGAGCAGAUCCCACUCUUCCCAACUUUGAGAGCCUGUGCAAGGCAGCAGUGGUCGGCCUGGCGAGCAGGGACCACGAGGUGGAAGCCUGGGCAAGGGAAACAGUGGGCCAGCUCGAAGACGAGCCGUUCCGGCAGGUCGAAGAGGCCUUGAAGGUGCAGGCCUUGGCCUCGUACCCGGCCAGCCUGCAGGAGAAAGGCAGGGAAGAGCUUAAGGUGGAAGAGCUGCAGCUCGCAAAGAGCGGCUGCGAGAAAGCUCUGAAGGAGCUCAACAGAGCACUGGCACCCACAAAAGUGUGG